GUUAGAAGACGCGCUGUCUAGAUCUCAGCCGGAGGGUCAGUCAGAGACUUAGCAACCGGUGCUGGAGGCACCCAGAGAGCCGGCUGAGCAGAGCCAGCCCCACACAAGCUGCAAUGCAGAGGCUGGGGGAGUGUCUCCUCCUGUUGCUCUUAGCAGCCUUUCUUCUUGCAGCCAGCAAAGAAGCAGGGACCCUGCAAGUGAGGCAAGAUCCUGCCCGGAUCCUGGCCCCGCUGGGGGGCUCGGUGGAGCUGUCCUGCCAGAUCAAAGCUGCCCAGCGCUGGGAGCGGCUCCGUGUGCAGUGGGAGAGGGGCAGCCCCCCGACGGUUUUCUGCCAGGUCGUGCUGAACAAUACCAGCGUCUCCAACUGCUGCAGGGGCAUGGGGGUCUGUGAUGACGCCCGCCUCAGCUUCACCUGGCGCCCCCCUAAGUUCACCCUGAGGAUGGGCAACAUCAGUGAAGAUGACGUGGGGUGGUACGUGUGCAAAGCCAUCGUGGAGAUCCCGGUGUAUCUGGAUGCCAUGGGCAACGGGACGAUGCUGAAUACCUCAGCAGCAGCAGAAGGAGGAGGUUGGCUGAGGAAUCACAGCAGAGAUCUAGUGUUGUGGCUGGGCCUCGCUGGAGCACUGGCCGUCACUGCGCUGCUGCUGCCGCCGGCCGUGAUCUGCUGCUACAAACGCAGGCGCAGAGAUCCAGGGCAGGCAAUCUACGUGAACGUUCUGUUCCGCAAAAAGCAAGAGGGAAAGAAAGACGGUCCCCGAGCCAGUAGCGAGAUGAAGCAGAGCAGCCUCUACAUCCAGGAGUUCCAGAGAAGGGGGCCCAACUGGAAGCCCCCAGUUGCAGAACGGAGCCCUGGCCCCACAAAAGCUUCCAAAAAGGCCUCCUCCUUCAAGCAGAGGGCAACGGAAAGGCCAUGAAGAUCCACGCAGCGCUCGGAUGUCCCCAGUCAGAGCCCUGCCCACUCUGCUUCUCCGGUUCUAACCCUGCCCCUCUCCACCUGGACCCCGGGGCUGCCUCUCACGGGGGUUAAGUGCCGCCCAUGUGC
Mauremys reevesii (Reeves's turtle) is the source of this 1042-nucleotide messenger RNA. It is a transcript of the gene TMIGD2, whose product is annotated as transmembrane and immunoglobulin domain containing 2. Gene Ontology annotation, cellular component: B cell receptor complex; external side of plasma membrane. The record is from RefSeq and is a predicted model, not a curated record. The transcript has 5 exons. The coding region runs from base 114 to 914 and encodes 266 amino acids. Gene Ontology annotation, biological process: B cell receptor signaling pathway; B cell differentiation. NCBI's taxonomy places the organism in Eukaryota, Metazoa, Chordata, Testudines, Geoemydidae.